ACGUGGCCCUCAAUGCGCUAUCAGCCUGCUAAACAAUGGCUUAGUCGAGCUGUUACCCGUGAGAGAUCUUUCCGAAUGACGGACCUAUAUAGUUGCAUAAUUGUUGACUAUUUCAUCUCUUCAAUGCCGCUGAAGAGGCCCCGUAUUCUUUAAGAUAUACAUUAGUUGGAGACUACAUUUCUGGGGUGAAAAGGACUCUGCAAGCCAAACUACGUCUCAUUAACCGAUGGCAAUAAACACUAGUAAUGAGGACUGGAGAGAGGUAGGCAAUAAUGAUUCAGGAGAGCGAGCGUGGCUUUUGCAGAGCCCCAGCGUGGACUCUGCAGAGCAUCUUGAGUUGGAGAGAAGGCCCGACGGAGGAGUGUCGUCCUGGGGAGCAGUCUUCAUCGUGGUGAACGCAGCUUUGGGAGCAGGUCUGCUUAACUUUCCAGCAGCCUUUAAUAUGGCUGGAGGAGUCACGGCGGGAGUGAUUCUUCAAAUGUUUAUGCUGAUCUUCAUCAUCAGUGGGCUAGUGAUCUUAGGCUACUGCUCCCAGGUCAGCAACGAGAGCACCUAUCAGGAAGUUGUUCGAGCCACUUGUGGAAAAGUCACAGGAGUCCUGUGUGAGAUUGCCAUCGCCGUUUACACCUUUGGCACAUGCAUCGCUUUCUUCAUCGUAAUUGGAGACCAGCUGGAUCGUUUGAUUGCUGGUGUGGCUCACAAGGGAGAUGAUGCCGUCACCAACUAUUGGUACACCGACCGCAAGUUUACCAUCGUUGUCACCGCAGUCUUGGUCAUUCUCCCUUUGUCCAUCCCCAAAGAGAUUGGAUUCCAAAAAUAUGCCAGUGCUCUAAGUGUGAUGGGAACCUGGUAUGUUACCACAGUAGUGAUCGUUAAAUACAUCUGGCCUGAUAAGGAGUUUAUGCCAGGAGUUUUUCCCACCAGUUCUGCGUCAUGGACUGCAGUGUUCAAUGCAAUGCCCACCAUAUGCUUUGGUUUCCAGUGCCACGUCAGCUGUGUGCCCGUAUUCAACGGCAUGAGCAAAAGAGCCAUCAAACCUUGGGGAGUUGUUGUUACUUUCAGCAUGAUCAUCUGCCUCUUUGUUUACACGGGUACAGGUGUCUGUGGCUUCCUAACGUUUGGCUCCACUGUCAGCCAGGAUGUGCUGAUGUCAUAUCCUUCUGAUGACAUCGCCGUGGCCAUCGCCAGAGCCUUCAUUGUGGUCUGCGUGGUCACAUCCUACCCUAUUUUACAUUUCUGUGGCAGGGCAGUCAUAGAGGGUCUGUGGUUGCGCUUGCAAGGCGAGCAGGUGGAGGUGUGCGUGCGGCGUGAGCAGAAGCGGAGGAUCCUGCAGACGCUCCUGUGGUUCUUCGUCACUCUCAUUCUUGCACUCUUCAUCCCCGACAUCGGCCGCGUCAUUUCGCUCAUUGGAGGAUUGGCGGCCUGCUUUAUAUUUGUCUUUCCAGGUAUGUGUUUAAUGCAAGUCAAACUGUCAGAAACAGAUCGUCGAACUAGCAGCUGGCACGGACAGUUGGUGCUUGGCAUCGUCAUGGUUACGCUGGGAGCGUUCAUCUUUGGCCUCACUACAACAAACUCCAUCUAUCAGGACAUUAUCCGCUAAAAGGAACAUUUGUUUAUCCAGCGCUGCUUUUGGGAACAUGGAUGCUUCUUAUGAUCCACGUCAUUGCACAUCUGUACUUUAGGACAAGGAGUAAAGUGAAGACACUCUGGACACUUUUUUCUUUUGAGGGUCAUGUUUAAAAAUUGUAUGGUUUUUUUUCAAAGUGCUGAUUUAUACCUGCAACUGAAGCGGUUUUGUGAAUGCAGUCACCCCACAGCAACUUAGGCUGUGGUUCCUUACUAGUUAAUCAUUCCUAAAAAGGGACUCUGUAUUGAAGACUUUUUUUUAAUGGAAUUGAACCAAUUGUAUAUAUUGCAUGUCAAAGUGGAUGUUUAUCCUUCAGGAACAAGUGUAGUAAUCACAGGUCCAUCUAAAUACGGUCCAAGUUGAAAUCACGUAAGAGUUAAAUGCAUCAUGGUAUUGUUUUAACUUGGUUAGGUGCUUCCAAGCAAACAUCAAUGUGCAGGGUCGAUACCUUGAUGCAAUCAGAAGUGCUGUGCAGGACAAGCACAAUGUCAGACCAAUAUUGGCUUGAUAAUGUUACUGUGACAAAACAAAAUGUUAACAUUUAAGAAGCCAUUAAUGUACAAGAUAGUUUCUCGGUGUACAAAAUAUUUGUGUGAAGGCUCAAACCAAAGUGGGACGCUUUUGUCUUGAGCUCCUCUUUCAACUCAACACUACAGCAUUCAUGUUGGAUUUUUUAAAGCAAUAUUUGUCUUGGGACUGACAAGGGAACUUAUGUCUUUUAAAUCACAUUUAAAAAGGGAAUCAUUUUCAUGGUUUGAAUUUUAAACAUUGGUGUCAAAUUGAUUUUUUUUUUGUCCCUUUGGUGCUGCAGUCUACUGUUUAUUGAAUUAAAUUAAUAAAUAGCUGCAUUUA
Messenger RNA from Nerophis ophidion (straightnose pipefish), 2479 nucleotides. It is a transcript of the gene slc38a7, whose product is annotated as solute carrier family 38 member 7. Gene Ontology annotation, biological process: amino acid transmembrane transport. The transcript is spliced from 12 exons. The coding region runs from base 227 to 1600 and encodes 457 amino acids. The record is from RefSeq and is a predicted model, not a curated record. Gene Ontology annotation, molecular function: L-serine transmembrane transporter activity; L-leucine transmembrane transporter activity; L-glutamate transmembrane transporter activity. Lineage: Eukaryota; Metazoa; Chordata; Actinopteri; Syngnathiformes; Syngnathidae.